Messenger RNA from Brassica napus (rape), 1841 nucleotides. RefSeq lists its product as uncharacterized. The record is from RefSeq and is a predicted model, not a curated record. Lineage: Eukaryota; Viridiplantae; Streptophyta; Magnoliopsida; Brassicales; Brassicaceae. Bases 333 to 1004 code for a protein of 223 amino acids. The transcript has 5 exons.
GUAACUGGGGAUCGUGGAGUGGAGGUGUGGGAAAAAAAUGUUGGAGUAUUAUGAUUUAGUAAUUACUUAUAUUGUAAUAAUGUAAACUGACAUGUAAUUUUAUUAAGCCUUAAUAACGUGUUUUAUCUUUUGUUUUAUUUGAUUUUAUCUUUGUUUUAUUAUUUUAAAUAUAAUUUUGUAAUAAUCCAUGUGUCAAAAUCUUAUUGGUCAUGCGACUUGCGCUUUAGUAUAUAGGGAAUUAAAGAAUAAUUCAGUAUUUAAGGCAAAUUUUCCUAAUUUUAUUUAAUUUGUGUAUGUUAGGGUAAACAAAGAAAGCAGAACCCAAAAAAACGAUGGCGGCUCCUCAACUAGCAUGUGUUUUGCUUGUGGAAACUGAACUCAAAGGUUGGCAAAAGACAUUACAUAAAAUAUUUGUGGGCAUUGAAGGUUUAGCGUUCUCCAUUGAUGCACCCGACUGGUGGACACAUGGGGAAGGAGCUAAUCCUAUGAUGUUCACUAAGAAGUUGAUGUUUUUACGUGGUGAAGUUGAUCCUGUGGUCUUCAUUAAAAAGUUAUUUAAAGCGAAAAUUUACGCUAUGCUCUACAGGAUUGAUUAUGGACAUGAAGAGAAUCCACAAGGCAUCCGGAAACCUAAUAAUCAUUUUCUGAGAUUUAGAUUUGAGAUAGACAUGUUAGAAGGAAGUUGGUACAAGAAAAUCAUAGGAGCUUUAAAGACCAUCCAAGGUGUAUCAUUUACCAUAGAUGCACCAAGUCAGAUGGUAUAUAUGUGUGGGAACAUUGAAGAAGGUUUGCUCUUGAAGAUGUUAACGAAGACGGGCAUUCAAAUUUUGGGAAUGGACUAUGGUAAUUUGAAGCCACCUCCCAAGAAAGUUGAGGCUCAAAUAUCAGAUGGAACCGAGACACAACCCAAGAAAGACACAGAGCCUCCUCCUGAGAUUGUUGUCACGAAACACCAAGCCAAAAACAAGAAACCUCGUGGUUUUAAAGUUUUUUGUUGUCCAUGAAUCAUGUCGUCAUUAGAACAUAGUAUUCUUAAGUUCCAGUCGUUUAUUUAAGAGUCUGAUAACAACAGACAUUUACUAUUUUUGCGUUUUCUUCCAUAGAUUCAAUUCCAAGUAAAGUCUUUCUUUCUUUCUGCGUGUUUUACUACCUAGAGGAGAGCGGCUUGAUAACAACCAACCAAAAAUGAAACCAUGGGUUUGGAUUGAAUGGAUUAUUUCUCUUACUAAAAAUCUCAUGUGGCUUGUCAUGAGCAUCCGUUUAUGUAGCAGUCAAGGAGACUCUCCGUGAGAUAGAUCGAAAAGCAUUCUUGCUUUGUUUAUUUCAUUCUCUCUGAAGUUACAUUUUACCCACAUUGUAUGGGGUUAUUUUAAAGAUGUGUGCUGGUAUUUUUGUGCUUUUUCCUGGCCUGUUUGGCUCAGAAUUAUCAGAAUAUUUUGGAUUUUUCAUUGAAUUAUAAGUGCUAAAAACAAAAAUGAAUGGAAAUGAAUGGAAAGAAAAAACUAUUUUUUAUGAAUUAUAAAAAAAUUUAGAAGUAUUAAAAACAAUAUUUACUAAUUUAUGAUUUUCAUCAGAAUAUAUAGUUAUAUAAGCUUUAAAAAUAUAUUAUCUUAUCUAUUUGUGUGGUGUUUUGAAUUGGUCCAAUUUGAAACCGAUAAAAUUCAUUAAUUUAUAGGUCAUACAUCACAAAUUUCUGUUAUAUGUUAGAUAGUGGUUUAUAUUUUCAAAAUGCAAUCAUACACUCCCUAGCCAAAUUUGGAUUCCUAGUUCCGCAUACAAUAGUAAAUAAUUGCUUCUUAUCAUACUUCUGUUUUUGAGAAUUGGUCAGAUUUCAAAGAAAC